Messenger RNA from Bemisia tabaci, 2789 nucleotides. RefSeq names its product juvenile hormone esterase. Lineage: Eukaryota; Metazoa; Arthropoda; Insecta; Hemiptera; Aleyrodidae. The record is from RefSeq and is a predicted model, not a curated record.
CGUGAUUGUGGGAGAUCGUGAAUUUCUAUUCCUCCACUAUGUUCUAUCCAAAAUCCCUCACAAAAUUUUAAUUUGUCGAAACUAUCUCUGUCUAUUACUUUCUCGAAUUUUAUUCCUGUCUUGUCUAGAAUGUAACCUCUGCAGCUCCUUAGCCGGCGGAUGUUAUGAUGAAUUCUCACGUGGUUUCCAGUGACAAUUUUGCUGAUCAUCCUUCAUGAAUAUUAUGUUCCAUUCAAUCAUUUAUUAAACUAAAGGCCAAUUCAAGCUUCAUCCCGGUUCGCAGAAUCAUUCAAUAUCUACAACCAAGGAGAUCGAAGUGCAGUGUGCCCUGAAUACAUAAUUUAACUAUUAUCACCUUUCUUUUUAAAUUUUAGGAGCCUCUCACUCAGUCAUUCGUCAUAGUCGUCAAUUGAAUGCCUAUUCAUCACAGGAAAAUUGUGCUUCAUGUUCUGCAUCACACACCGUAAGAAGAAAAAUCAAGAAUCAAGAAAGAAGCACAGGUUCAACAUAAGAAAGGCGCAAUGCCCAGUGAACUUCUAUAUUCGCCCUCCACGAUUCUAAAUCCUGUUGUCUGAAGAUAUUGGGCUUUUUUCUAGAUUGUUGUAAAGUUUUGCCUUGCUCCUCAACUCCAAUCAAAAUUUAGAAUGUGCUCCAUCUUCCAUUCUUGUUCUACAAAAUUUUUAUUUACAGGUACUCUAAAACAGCGAGUUCUGAGUGUUGUCUCUAUCUCUCUUCGAAGCAAAUCAGAUUAUCCUGAAGUAGUAACAGACUAUGGGAAGCUCCGAGGUGCAAUCUCAACGUCAAGGAAUGGAAGAAAAUUUCUGAGUUUUUCUGGAAUUCCAUAUGCCGAGGCACCUGUUGGCUCUCUAAGAUUUAAGCCACCUGUUCCUUGCAAAGGCUGGGAAGGGACAAGAGAUGCUACAAAGGAAGGAAACGUUGCUGUCCAAGCUAGUCUAGCGUCCAAGAAAAUUUUUGGAGAUGAAGAUUGUCUUUUUGCAAACAUUUAUACCCCAGAGUGUGAUGGGCCACUGAAACCUGUCCUCGUUUGGAUUCACGAAGGUGCAUUCGUAGUUGGAUCAGGCAGUGCUUUACUUUAUGGCGCUCAUUUUUUCAUGGACUAUGACAUAGUCUUAGUAACAUUCAACUAUCGACUUGGUGUUUUAGGGUUUUUGAAUUUAGAUUUAGAAGAUGCUGCGGGGAACAUGGGGAUGAAAGAUCAAGUCCUGCUUUUGAAGUGGGUCCAGAAAGAGAUUAAAAACUUCGGUGGAGACUCAAAUAAUGUCACACUUGGUGGAAGUAGCGCUGGUGGUGCGUGCGUCCAUCAUCACAUGAUAUCUCCUAUGUCCAGAGGCCUAUUUCACAAGGCAAUCGCUCAAAGUGGAACACUUCCUGGCGAGUGGGCGUUUAUGAAACAUCAUCAGAAGAUUGGCCUUGAUCUUGGGAAGCAUCUAAGCUUUGAUGCUAAAAACAAAGAAGAAUUGCUCAAGCACCUAAUGACGGUACCUGCUAAACAGCUUAUUGAAGUCCAAGACUGUAGUGUCUCUCAAGAGAAACACUUCAAAGGAAAUGAUUUUGCCUUUUUACCCAGUUUAGAGACGGUAGGAAGUGAUAGGUUUGUCUCCUCUGAUCCUCAUGAAUUGAUUGUCAGCAAGAACCCCAUGGACAUACCUUUUCUGACAGGUGUCAACUUGAACGAUGGAUUUCUCAUCCUACAAACCAUCAAAGAAUGGCCGCAUAUGAUCAAAACAUUAAAUACCGAUUUGAGAUUUUUGUUUGAAGACCUAGUAUUCCCUCCAUCUUUGACAUCCGAAGAAAUUACCAAGCUGGCAAGUAGGAUUAGAAGACACUAUUUCGGAGAGGAAACUAUCGAAUACCCAAAACAUUUUCAUGAGCUGGUAGAUCUUUACGGGACACUCAUAGUACAAUUUCCUGCUAUUCUUACGCUUUAUCAUCUCAAGAACAAACCACGAAAGAGCCCAAUUUUUUUCUACAAAUUCUCCGUGGACACACCUUUUGGAUGGUACACACAACUGCUCAUCAAAAGGGGACUCUUAGAACCGGGAAAAAGAGGAGCCGCUCAUUGUGACGAGCUUGGGUAUUUGUUCAGUUGUGCCAUGAAUGCUGAAAAACCUCUAGAAAGUGGAUCUCUGGCAGAUAUGACAAUUUCAAGGAUGACAAAAAUGUGGACAAAUUUUGCUGUAACUGGAGAUCCCAGUGCAGACAUCAAAUGGAAGCCCACGUUUUCCACGGAGUAUGAAAAACCCAUGGGGUUGAAGAUUGGAGAAGAAUUAGUCUUUGAACCUAUCAAGGAAUUUGACCUCCUUUCGACUUUCAAAGAAUUAGUCCGACUUCCAAAGUAAUGUGCAAAAAAGGAUCUCUCAACCUUUCAACAGUGCAGCCAUAGGAGGUUACUGGUUGGGAAUUAGCAAGCAAAGAAGAUGAAGGGACACAAUAAAAUCAUCAACUUCGAGGACCAGAAAAUUGGGCGUGGAUUUUGUCAUGAAAAAAUUGUGAAGAUCACUGCGGGCUCCAUAUUAAUUAGACCAGAAACUUUUACUUUUUUAAUGAUACUGAUAAGUGAGGUUUUUGGCCCAAUAUCUUUCAAGUUACAAGGAAAUGAAACAACAAGUUUUAUCUGUUUUGUGUGUGUUAUUCAGUGUGUUUUCCUAGUUAACUUGUGUGAUAAAGUCAUAGAUAAUUAGGUGUUUCUCUCUUGUAUUUAUGUUUUGUUUUGUUUUCUGUUUUUAUUCAGUAUUUGUUAAAUAUAUAAUUGUAUUUUUUCUUCAGUU